Cynocephalus volans (Philippine flying lemur) is the source of this 1671-nucleotide messenger RNA. It is a transcript of the gene KRT8, whose product is annotated as keratin 8. Lineage: Eukaryota; Metazoa; Chordata; Mammalia; Dermoptera; Cynocephalidae. Gene Ontology annotation, molecular function: structural constituent of skin epidermis. Gene Ontology annotation, cellular component: keratin filament. The coding region runs from base 40 to 1476 and encodes 478 amino acids. The record is from RefSeq and is a predicted model, not a curated record. The transcript has 9 exons. Gene Ontology annotation, biological process: intermediate filament organization; keratinization.
ACCUGGUUCGGCCUGCCUGCCUCCACUCCAGCCUCCACCAUGUCCAUCAGGGUGACCCAGAAGUCCUACAAGUUGUCCUCUGGACCCCGGUCCUUCAGCAGCCGCUCCUACACGAGUGUGCCCAGUUCCCGCAUCAGCUCCUCGAGUGUCUCCCGUGUGAGCAGCAGCCGGAGUGGCCUGACCCUGGGCGGGGGCUACCCUGGGGCAGUUGGUACGGGGAACCUCACAACCGUCACGGUGAACCAGAGCCUGCUGAACCCCCUUAAUCUGGAGGUGGACCCCACCCUCCAUGCCGUGCGCACCCAGGAGAAGGAGCAGAUCAAGAGCCUCAACAACAAGUUUGCCUCCUUCAUCGACAAGGUGCGGUUCCUGGAGCAGCAGAACAAGAUGCUGGAGACCAAGUGGAGCCUCCUGCAGCAGCAGAAGACGGCUCGGAGCAACAUGGACAACAUGUUCGAGAGCUACAUCAACAACCUUCGGCGGCAGCUGGACUCACUGGGCCAGGAGAAGCUGAAGCUGGAGGCAGAGCUUAACAAUAUGCAGGGGCUAGUGGAGGACUUCAAGAAUAAGUAUGAGGAUGAGAUCAACAAGCGCACAGAGAUGGAGAAUGAAUUCGUCCUCAUCAAGAAGGAUGUGGACGAAGCUUAUAUGAACAAGGUGGAGCUGGAGUCUCGUCUGGAAGGGCUGACGGAUGAGAUCAACUUCCUCAGGCAGCUGUAUGAAGAGGAGAUCCGUGAGCUGCAGUCCCAGAUCUCGGACACGUUUGUGGUCCUGUCCAUGGACAAUAGCCGUUCCCUGGACAUGGACGGCAUCAUCGCUGAGGUCAAGGCUCAGUACGAGGAGAUUGCAAACCGUAGCCGGGCCGAGGCUGAGAGCAUGUACCAGAUCAAGUAUGAGGAGCUGCAGAACCAGGCUAGAAAGCAUGGGGAUGACCUGCGUCGCUCAAAGACGGAGAUCACUGAGAUGAACCGGAACAUCAGCCGGCUCCAGGCUGAGAUUGAGGGCCUCAAAGGCCAGAGGGCUUCCCUGGAGGCUGCCAUUGCUGAUGCUGAGCAGCGUGGGGAGCUGGCCGUCAAGGAUGCCAACAACAAGGUGGCUGAGCUGCAGGAAGCCCUGCAGCGGGCCAAGCAGGACGCGGCGCGGCAGCUGCGCGAGUACCAGGAUCUCCUGAACGUCAAGCUUGGCCUGGACAUUGAGAUCGCCACCUACCGCAAGCUGCUGGAGGGCGAGGAGAACAGGCUGGAGUCUGGGAUGAAUAACAUGAGUAUCCAUACGAAGACCACUACUGGCUACUCAGGUGGGCUGAGCUUCACAAGCCCGAGCUACGCUGUGACUUCCUUCCCGCCCGCCUUCAGCUCUGGUGGGAGCUCCAUCCCCUUCAGCCGCACCAGCUCCUCCAAGGCUGUGGUUGUGAAGAAGAUCGAGACCCGUGAUGGGAAGCUGGUGUCCGAGUCCUCCGAUGUCCUGCCCAAGUGAACGGCCACUGCAGUCCCUCCCAGCCUCCCCACUCCUGUGGCUGCCCCAGAGCCUGUGGGGGAGGCAGCUGCACUGGGGAGUGUGGGGAAUAGGAGACCCACCUGAGGCUCAACCCUAGCCCUAGCCCUCACCCUUGGCCCACCCUUGGGGGUAGUCUCCUGCCUGGGGUAUCCCCUCUUGCUCAUGCCCCAACUA